AUGCAGUACGACACAGACAAUCAUUCUUACAACAACAACUAUAAUAGCAAUAACAACAAUAAUAAUAGAAAUAAGACAAGACAAACCACGGCUACGACUACAACAUUACAAUUGAACUCAGCAAGGAAUAAGAAGAGUUCACCUCCGCCAUCACAGAACUCAUACUCUGUUGACAUACACGAUACAGAUGACGUUGGCAUCCCAUUGGACCCAAGUGCCACCGAUGACCUGGCCAGGAAGACAGCGCAUCUCAAUCAAGACCGGCCCAACAAGCCGGCCAAUGUCACUGUAAAGAAAAGCGGCAUGAGCUCCUAUUGGAAAGCAGGCAACUCACUGGCAAACAGCAAGGGCAGCACUCUCAGUAUGAGCACCAUCAGUAAUAUGAGCAACCAGACAGAGCAUGCGUUCAGCUACAGUAUGGGGCCUGGCGCCCAACAGCAAGUCACUAAAGUCCACCAGAACAGGAACUACGACACAUCAAAGACGAUUUUCGAUAAGUUUAAGGAGAUGCAGAAGAAUAAUAACGAUGCUCAUCCUGCAAAGCCUGCCUUUGUACAGCAAGGAUCCAUACUGGACGUAGAUGAUGAUGCGGAUGCUCCAAGUCUGCCAGAGAGGGAGAAGGAGAAAGAGAAGCAAGUGCGCGUUCAACAACAACAACAACAACAGAAGCAACAACAGCCGAAGCAACAACAACAACAACAACAACAACAACAGAAGCAAACUUAUGAACCUGUUGAGCUUGACAACCUGUACAUCAACGGUGGUGACCCUCCUAUCCAUAAUGCUACCAUGGUAGUCACAUCUACUGACAUUACAAUAUACUACGACAAGGGGACCAAAGAAAUCAAGUAUACCAAGGAGAGAAUGAGAUCAAUUCAAAUCAACAAGGGUGGCAGUGAAAUCAUUAUCCAUGGAAAGUCUGUUAUAUCCAAGUUCUCGAUUUCAUCACUGAGUUUAAUGAUGACCAAGAAAGCAUUGAACAAUCACUAUGGCAGCAUAAUCCAGAAUGCUCCGAGCACAGCCAAUUCGACAACGGCUCAAUCUGUCGAUACGCCAGUCAUUACAAGGUUUAGCUACCCAUCACAGCUCGAAAAGAGUGAGCCAAAAUCAUCCUCGAGCAACUAUGACUCCCUGUCAGACACGUACAGCACGUCGAAGCCCAACUCAUCAUCAACAACGAAGAGAUCUGCGCUUGCCAAGGCGCUCGAUGCAUCACCAUUCAAACCUCCACUCAACCUUGGCAACAGUAUCACUAGCAACAGCAUCGCCAUCAGCAUUGGAAGCAGUAGCAGUCUAGGCAGUAGCAGCAGUACCAAAAGCGUCUACAGACCACCCAAGGAGAUAAAGACUGUCAAUGGAGACGAUCACAUGAUGCACUAUCCGAGAUCAACGCCACAGGAACUGAAACCUGUUGGACAGGUGAUCAUCACGCGAAACGACUUGGAGCGACUGAACGAAGGCGAGUUCCUCAAUGACAGCCUCAUUGAGUUCUAUACAAAAUACAUCAACGACAACUUUCUCAAUAAGGACUACAAGUUCUUCUUCUUCAACAGCUUCUUCUACAAGAAGUUGACCUCAAAGGAGGACUCGAAGGAUUCCUACCGCGAAGUGAUCAAGUGGACAAAGAACGACGACAUAUUCGAGAAGGACUUUAUCUUUAUUCCCAUCAACCAAUACGCACAUUGGAGUUUAAUGAUCGUUUGUUUCCCUGGCGAUGAAAGCAGUGAUGACCCACCCAAGGACAGACGACCCUGUAUGAUAUAUCUAGAUUCACUUUACAAGAAGCCAAGUCCUAUCGACACAAGGAUACGUGAAUACCUCACGGAAGAGUGGAAAGAAAAGAAGUUUGGAAAGGACAUGCCUGAUGGCAAGGGCAAGUACCCAAGCCGUACAUUCACAGCCAAGAACUUCAAGGCAUUCUGUCCACACGUCCCCGUCCAGAACAACUUUAGCGACUGCGGCGUAUUCUUGCUACACUACUUGGAGCUGUUUUGUAAGAAGCCAGAGACCAACUUUGUUAACCCUCUCGAGAAACCUAAUUGGUUCCCAAUAACCGAUGUAAUCAAGAAGAGAAAGGUCCUGAGAUCACUGAUAUUCAAACUGCGCAAGGAACAGUUUGAGGACGCAAUGACUGAAGACGAGGAGAAGGAGUACAGGAUAAUCAUUCAGAACAACUUUGAUGCAAGUGCACGCGCUUCAGUCUCAAUCGACACCAGCAGUCUCGAGAUAUUGACCAGCUUUGACUCAUCGAUCGACAAAGACAAUGACAAGGAGAAGAACAACAAGAAGGAUGACAAGAAGGAUGAGGACAAUGACAAGAUGGACGAGGAUAAAGAUGAACCACCAAAGGACGAGGAUGAGAAGGCAUCAAGUGACAAUGAUGGCGAUCGCAAUGGCAGGACAAAGUCUGACUCUCCAGUGUCCUCUCCCAAAAGAGAUGUCAGUGACCAAGAAGACAACUCUAUGAACAUCAUCACUCCAAAGACAUCGAGGAUAGUAUCUAUUAACAAGAAGAAUCUAUCCAAAGAGUUUGAGAAGGAGUUGGUGAUGGAAAAAGAGGAAGAGAGCGAGAAGGAGAAGGAGAAUGAGAAGGUGAAGCAGAAGGAGUUGGAGUUGGAGAUGGACAAAGAGGAUGAGAGUGAGAAGGAGAGUACAAAGACAAAGAAGAUGAAGAAGGUGAAGAAGUAUACUGAUGAUGAUGAUGAUGACAACAUUGACGACAAGUUGACUAUUUCAAAGGAUACCAUGAUGAAGACCAAUAAGCAGGACAGCAUCAAUACUAGUAGUAAUAGUAGCAGCAGCAUGGAUGAUAGUGAUAGCAGCAUAGGCAGCAAAAGUAGUAGUAGUAGCAGCAGUAACAUCGAGAUUACAAAGGUAUCAGAGUAUCGAACAAACAAGAACUAUAGGUCUACUCCACCAUCCUCAUCGACAUCCUCCAUAUCCACUGCCAAAUCAACAUCCGCCUCCUCUUCUACCUCCUCUUCCACCACCUCCACAGCCAAGUCCAAGACAUCAGCAGCGACAUCCACCCAAGCGAACAAGAAUAACAUCAACAACGACAAGAAGAAGAAGAGACAACGUGGAGAUAGUGAUGACGAAGACAAUGAUAGCAGCACUGAUGAUAGUAGCGACAACAAAAGCAGCAACAACCAGCAGAGACCAGGCAAAGCAAAGAAGGUCGCCGAACCACUCAAAGUCCACAAGCCCCUUAGUCGGAGGCCGAGGAAGCCAAACAAUCUUAUCAAAGGUGGAAUUGAUCUUGGGGACAUGGACCUAUCAGUUGACGAUGACUUUAAGAAAUGA
Messenger RNA from Acytostelium subglobosum LB1, 3303 nucleotides. RefSeq lists its product as hypothetical. The record is from RefSeq and is a predicted model, not a curated record. The transcript is spliced from 6 exons. Gene Ontology annotation, molecular function: cysteine-type peptidase activity. The coding region runs from base 1 to 3303 and encodes 1100 amino acids. Lineage: Eukaryota; Evosea; Eumycetozoa; Acytosteliales; Acytosteliaceae. Gene Ontology annotation, biological process: proteolysis.